AUGUGGAGACCCCAAGCUUUGUGUUUCACUUCAUGGAUCACAGACACUGGAAUUCUGUGUUUAACAUUCUUCCAGUUAGCAGACUCUGAGCCCGCCUGUGAGCUUGUUGAGAGGUGUGUCGGGCAGAGUGAUGAAAACUUUAGCAUCUGGUAUGUGUGGUUCCUGCUGCUGUUUUUCCUGGCCUUGCUCCUGUCCUGUGGAAUCCUCUUCUGCUUCCAGUGUUGGCUGAAGCAACGGAGCUGCCUUUCCCACCAGCGGACCCUGGCUGUGUUUGCACUCAGCAGCUCUGAUGCCUUUUGCGUGAGUGAAGCACCUCAGUGUCCAUUUUCUGGAUCUCCGAGCUCCUGCAUGAAUGCAGAGGUGUCUUCUUCUCCUGCCCCAUGUUUCAGCCUUGGGGAAGCUGAGUUGCCUCCAUGCUAUGAAGACAUUAUGAAGGGAAACAAACUCUAAGUGCCGCAUGCUGGUUUACUGGAAUUCUACUUGCUUUGUUGGAGAUCUUCCAUUACACUACAGUAGUGUGAGAGCAAAAUCAGACCUUUUCUCAAGUUGGGCAAGAGAAUACCCAUAUUUCAUUUUAAAUUAAAAGG
Struthio camelus australis is the source of this 587-nucleotide messenger RNA. It is a transcript of the gene TMEM207, whose product is annotated as transmembrane protein 207. The record is from RefSeq and is a predicted model, not a curated record. Lineage: Eukaryota; Metazoa; Chordata; Aves; Struthioniformes; Struthionidae.